AUGGAUGGCAGGGGUACAUUCAUGCUGGGCUUGCAGAUGGAGAACCUGCACAUGGGCUACAUCUGGCCGGGGGAGAAGGCAUUGUGGAAAAGUGCAAGGGCACUUAGAGGACCAGAGGUGGAAGAGGUGGUAGGGAAUGCAGGGCCAGUGGGGUUGAAAUUGAGUGAAGUAAGGUUCUUGAGUGGUGCUGCAUUCCACAGAAGUUUUAGGACUGAGCACUCUUUAAGUCCUCUAAGUCAGAACUUCAAAGAUUGGAGUGGGACAGACUUGAGGGUUAAAGUCUGGAAGUGCAAGGAAUACUGCUCAGAGGGAGGGUGA
Postia placenta MAD-698-R-SB12 is the source of this 318-nucleotide messenger RNA. RefSeq lists its product as hypothetical. NCBI's taxonomy places the organism in Eukaryota, Fungi, Basidiomycota, Agaricomycetes, Polyporales, Adustoporiaceae. The coding region runs from base 1 to 318 and encodes 105 amino acids. The transcript is spliced from 3 exons. The record is from RefSeq and is a predicted model, not a curated record.